Messenger RNA from Petromyzon marinus (sea lamprey), 2007 nucleotides. RefSeq names its product coiled-coil domain containing 74B (gene CCDC74B). The record is from RefSeq and is a predicted model, not a curated record. NCBI's taxonomy places the organism in Eukaryota, Metazoa, Chordata, Hyperoartia, Petromyzontiformes, Petromyzontidae.
GCCGUCUCCACGGCAACGGAGAGGGUUUCGUGAAGCCUUAGGCCGUCGGCGUUUUAUUGACGCUCGCUAGGUAGGGGUAAUUGUUACUUUGUUACAAUAAUAAUACUACUACUGAUACUACUGAUGGCGUCGUUAGGUUACGAUAGCCGUGAUUAUUAUUGUUAUGAUUAACUAAAGUCUGGAUUCACAGAUCAAAGUGCGUGCGUGCGUGAGCUCAGGGCGAGAUGGACGCAUCCCGUCGUCGUUGAGACGGCCUCUCUUCUGCCGGCUCUUCCGACCUCCACACACCACUCCCGCCAAGCAAGCUCGGAGCUCCCUCAAUCAAGGAGGAACAGACACAAUGUCCAGUGCCAGCCUCCCUCCUGUGGGCAACCUGCCACACUGGAGCCGGGUCACCAGCCUCGACCGUGCCCACUACCCACGGCCUGCGGAUGGGGAGCGGCCACUCCACCGUCUCAACGUUCAGCCAGCCACGGCAGAGGGCAUCACCUUGGCUGUUAGCAGCGGUGGGUGGGACAGGAAAGGGUCAGGAGAUGUGAGGUCAGAGUCUGGUGCGGGCUCUGCAAGGUCCGAGCGGGGGCUCGAGCAUGGCAAGGUGACUGCCACCGGUGGUGUCGAGGCAUCGAGCCUGGCUGGCCGCAGGAUUUUACAGCUCGAGCGGAGCCUAGAGUUCGUGCAGAAGGAGCACGCGGACAUGCUGCAGAGGCUGCACGCCGAGGUCGAUCGACUCACGCGGGAGAACAAGGAUCUGCAAUUCAUGCUGAUUGUGAACCAGAGGGACCUGAAUUCAAGUGAAGAGAGAAGUUCUAUUGAUAUAUCAGAAAGCAAUGAAUCCAAACGGAGUCGCUCAGAAAGUUGUGAGCAGUUCAGCGAUGUAAACUCAAAAGGGUCCGGGACAGAAAGAACAAAUCAAACAAGAUCAGAAAAGGAGGUUGCGCAGCCAAUAAAAAAUGAUCACCAAGUCACGGGGUCUGAAGACUCUAGUGCUCAUCCUGUGAACGUGACUGUUGGUGCGCUGAGACGAAGACCCCCACAUCAAGCUGCGAUGAUGGACAGGGCAUGGGCGGACACAGUCCAGCAGACAUCACCCAUGCUGCUUGUGCAGGCAGGCAAGGGUGGCGUGGCCCCUGUGAAGACGUCAUUAGGUCUCGCCGGCCCCGCGUCCAUUCUAGAAUUCCAGCAGUUGAUUCGGCGCCUGCAGAAGGUCAACCAGCAGCAGGCUGACGAGCUGCUGCAGCUCAAGACCAAGCUGAGGAAUGCUGCCAUUGCGGACAGGCUGCCUGCCAACUCCGUGCUUGUGGCCAAGCCUCUGUUCUCCAGCCGUUCAAAUGAGCAAUGGCAAACAACCAACAGACUACCUAAAAUACCCAUCAAGAAUCCAGUCAAAAAAAUGCCUCUGCGAACGGAACCCAAGCUGUCCCUGCCUUCACUUGUGCAGCCGCUCAGAAGGGAGGUUGCACAGGAUGGCAGGGAAAAGGACAGCCAAAAGAUGCUGCCCAGCUAAGAAUACAAAAACGUUGCAUGUAAUAGCACACGUUUCAAAAUGCAAUCACCGAAUUUUCCCCCAGUUUAAUACAAGAUUAACGUUUUUCUUUACAUUUGUCAUUUAUAUUCUUGAAAACACUUCAUAAUGUUCACCAUAUUGUGCAAGUGUUAUCAGUUUUUUCAAAGAAAUGGGGGGAUUUGAAAAUUAAAGGAAAUAUUUAUGUACAAUUGUUGCACAUGGCAUGCAAGGUGCAGGUACAGCGUUGCGCUCAUGCACAUUAUUUACUCUGAUCAAUGCCAAAUGUGGCCUUUUCAGAGUCGAGUGGUAUAUUUAAUGCCACUGUAGUGGAGUGUUAAGUGAUAAACUAUUACGUUUAAAUCAUAUAUUUGAUUUGCACAGCAUUUGUAAGCAAUGCAAUAAAAUGCUGGAGCAUGUGUUCCUGCUUAAAUUCUGAUGGCCUAUGUUGUGUUAAAAUUGUCAUUUAAGGUGAAAACAACAAUAAUAAUAAAAAAAUAUGCUGA